Emericellopsis cladophorae is the source of this 2949-nucleotide messenger RNA. RefSeq lists its product as uncharacterized. The transcript has a single exon. The record is from RefSeq and is a predicted model, not a curated record. The coding region runs from base 1 to 2949 and encodes 982 amino acids. Lineage: Eukaryota; Fungi; Ascomycota; Sordariomycetes; Hypocreales; Bionectriaceae. Gene Ontology annotation, molecular function: protein kinase activity; ATP binding. Gene Ontology annotation, biological process: protein phosphorylation.
AUGGAACAGGAAAACAACGUUCAGAAACUGCACGAUUCAGAACUUUCCCCUCAACGAACACCUGACAGACAAUCGCGACACAGCCUACAUCUCGACGUUUCGGGCUCAUCUGGGACUGCCUUUUUGAAGGCGCUGGAUGUCAAGGCUGAAGUUGCUCCCAUCAGCGCAGGCGGCUUGAAGAGGAACGAUGCUAUGAUGAACCUUGACCAGCCAUAUCAAGGGAGUCCGGUACCUAAGAGACGGAGUAUGCACGGCGCCUCGAAUCCAGAGCCUACCAGUGAGCGAAGCAUAUUUGAGGGCUGCAGCAGCCCAGCCGCAAAUACGGCUGGUUUCACAAUUCACGAGGACAGCAACGCUGGAACUCCGGAAGACCCAACCAAUUCAAACCACAUGGGUCGGCCAGAGGCGCAGGCGGCUCCGCCGACACCUUCUCCAGGCUUGUCGAAGCGAGCGUCGUCAACGCGCAAGUCAUCGAUAUUGCCACGGUAUGGCGAGAAGACCUCGUGGGGAAAGCGUUUUGGCCAGCGCCAUUUGGCCCAGCUAGAAAAUGAAGCUGUGUCGACGCCUCCCCGAACCCGUACGCCAAUCUUCACCGCGAAUUUUGAACCACCUACUGUUGGACCCUUAUUCGGCUCGACAACUCCCAUCGGAAACCCACCGACUCAGUCCACCAGUAUAUUCCAAUUUGCUGAGAACAAGAACGCGGCUGGUCAUCAUCCAUUGGCUCAGAGCACGACACUCAGUGCUUCAUCAUCGGGCAACAGCUUCACAGAAGAGACGUCUUCUGCCAUGCCCGCGCCACCAGUGUUCAACAGGGCCCCGCUGCACCCGUUCUCGCAAUCAUUGCCUCUGGGCGCCGAGCGGCCUUCUAACGGUUACUCGACCAUCCAACAAUCAACUCCCGCGCCAGGUAGCCUUUUAUAUCAGGGUGCCUUUGGCUCAACGGGCAUGGUGUCGAAGUUCAACCGCAAUCCGGAGCAAGUGGAAAAGAAAAUUGUCCCACCAGACACGCCGUGUAAGCCUUGGAGGAAGCCUUCCGAGCGCUUUUAUACUUAUCCCUCGGCCUCCACUCCUUGCUCCAACAGGAAGACGAAGUCCAACAAUCGGAACUCGUUCUCCGGAAUAUCGUCUCUCACCUUUCAACCGCCAGCGGAUGCUUCUCAGCCCCGGGAUGAUAAGACAGACCAAGAACCGUCAAACUUUGGUCGUCGUUCCAUCUUCUCGCGCACGAUCCGACACGCUGAUGUCGACGGCGACGUGAAGCUUUCCGACGACAGCGAUUACGAGACUGCGGCGCUGUUCGGCACCCCAACCAAGAAUGGGUUGACCACAAGCUUCAGCAAUCUCAGCAACCUCAGCGAACUGAGCGAGAACUGCAGUGAUGAUUCACUGGAUAGCCCGUCUGCCAACCGCAGAAGCAAUGGUCCUCGCGACCCUCUGAGCUCGGCGAUGCGUCCUAGUCCGCUUCGCCAAGCCGACUGUAAGUUUAUUUCGCGGCUUCCCCGAUACUGCAAGAACAGCUCUCUGGAGCAGCUUGCGAACUACACAGAUUCUCUCCCUUCAUUUGGUCGAAAUCGAGCUCUGCGAGUGUCCAACCCCCCUUCAACCUUGUUUGCUUCUCAGAAGGUGUUUGCUAAGAUUUCCGGAGUUGGUACGGCCAGUCCGCUUGCGGACAGUCUGACACCACGUACGCCACAGGAAUUAUUUCUCCCCGAGAAUACCAGCCAGCUCUCCAUAUCGAACAACAAGCUCUCCCCAGCUACACCUAGGUCCCAGCGUGAAUUUCGCUCCUCCACCGCCACCUUCUCCACACCAGUCCAUGAUGAUUUCCGCGCCUCUACUAUGGCUCUGGAGCCUGUGCUACAAAGCCGAUUCGAUAAAGUUGAGCAUCUUUCUGAGGAAGGCGAGUUCUCCAUCAUCUUCAAGGUCACGGAGAAAUCAGAGCCACUGGACUUUUCUCUUUCGCGCCGUCAAAGCCCGUCAUCUCUGAAAGAGCAGAUCUUCGUAGUCAAGAAGACGAAGCAACCAUAUCAUGGCCGCCGCGACCGGGAAAGAAAACUUCGCGAGGCGACUAUUCUUCGAGCCCUGCGGGACAAUGACCACAUCGUGCAGUACGUGGCUGACUGGGAGGUGAAUGAUCACCUCUAUAUCCAGACUGAGUUUUGCGAGAACGGCAGUCUGAAGAACUUUCUCGACCUCAACGGGGACAAGGGCCGAGUGGAUGAUUUCUGCAUUUUCAAAAUUCUCCUGGAUCUGACCAUGGGCUUGAGGGAGAUUCACGCCGCAGGUUUCAUGCACCUUGAUAUGAAGCCUGCCAACGUCUUCAUCACAUUCGAAGGCGACGUCAAAAUCGGCGAUUUUGGACUAGCCCGUGAACUUACGGACUGUUCACCUCUGGACAUGGAAGGUGAUCGUGAGUACAUGGCUCCAGAGAUGCUACAUGGCGAAUUCAGCCCGUCGUCCGACAUUUUCUCUCUUGGGUUGAUGAUGGUCGAGUCGAUCACCAAUUGCUACGUACCUGGCAAUGGCGAAGUGUGGCACAGACUUCGCAACGAUGACCUGUCUUUCGUGCCGAGCCUGGCGUGGUCUGUUUCCUGCGAGACCAAUCCGGAACGGUCGAGCCACUACAGUACAGGAACCGCCUCGGACAGUGUCUACAAUGCGGGUGAUCUAUUCGGAUCGCACAAGCGGUCUGAGCUGCUUGAGCCUCCUACCUUCAUGGCAGAUCCUGACCACCCUGAGUCGCUGCGAGCCCUCGUCGAGUGGAUGAUCUCCAGCCAAAGCCAUCGUCGGCCGACACCUGACCAGCUCCUUAAUGUGGGAAGCUUGCAGUGGGUAGCGCAAAGACGCAAAGCGCCAGCAACGGUCUUCGAGGGCCGAUGGGGCCCAAUGGACUUGGGCAGGAAUGCGGAAAUCGAAAUUGUCGACACAGAGAUGACUGGUGUUUGA